Molecule: messenger RNA, 1557 nt
Organism: Closterium sp. NIES-65
Lineage: Eukaryota; Viridiplantae; Streptophyta; Zygnematophyceae; Desmidiales; Closteriaceae
Source: the annotation of a GenBank genome assembly
AUGGCUCUCCUCUUCGUAUUCCUUCUUCCUCUGCUCCUAUCCAUCUCAUCUAGCGCAAAUGGCGCCCAAGCAUCCGCUCUGGCUAGCAGACGCGGGCUGCAGCAGGGUGGGCAGCCGACCUGCCCUGCGCAGUGCCAGGUGGGGCCCCGAGGGCCGCUCGAUGGCUGUGACUUCGCCUUCGAAGGCUCCAGCGACUCCAUCCCCACCUUCAACAUCGUACCGCCCAACGCUACUGCAGGUGACUUUGCCAUCAGCCCGCCAGUGGUGGUGAAGGAGGGCAGUGGAGUAACCAUCUCCAGCACGGGCAUCGCGACCUUCUUCUGCACCACUGCGCUCACGGGCCCGUGCGACGCUGGUAACCAGUUCUACAUCACCUCCGAGGGCAACAGCUCGCUGGUCUUCGUUCGCUCCUUCAGCCAGCAAGCGGUGGCCUUCUUUCAGAACAGGUGGGUACGGCUGCCCAUCCUGACAGCCCAGAUCCCACAGGGCGGCACCGUGCUGAACAUCAACCCCGGGGAUAACAACCCCACGUACCCCGAGGCACGCCGCCACCCCUCCAACUCCUCCUCCCCAUCCUCCAUCCCUCCCACCUCCUCCAACACCCACCCCUCACCAACGCACCCAUCCUCACCGCACUCCCACCCAUCCUCACCGCAUCAACCGCUCUUCCUCCCAUCCACGUGGUGCCCACGGAACCCCCCACUGAAACGCGGGGAAGGAGCGGGGAAGCUUCUGUUCAUAGACGCACACGUGGCAGGGGCGGCAGGGGACAUGCUAGUCGCGUCACUGCUGGACCUAGGCGUGCCAUCAACAGUGGUGGAGGGGGCAGUGGAGGCCAUGGGUCUUUCACAUGUGACCUGCAGGGUGGAGGCCACUCAACGAUCCGCUAUCACUGCUCCGCUCUUCUCGGUGGAUGACGGGGCGAACCAGCCCUACAGGGACUACGCGGCCAUCCGCCAUCUGCUGGCCAAUAGCAGCCUGCCACGUGGCGCCAGGGACAUUGCCAGCCGGGCGUUUCGGCUGCUGGCGGAGGCGGAGGCGUGUGUGCAUGGCAUGGCCGUGGAUGACGUGCACUUCCAUGAGGUGGGGGCAGUGGACAGCAUAGUGGACAUGGUGGCGGCAGCAGCAACAGUGGGCGCGGUGGACAGCAUAGUGGACAUGGUGGGCGCGGUGGACAGCAUAGUUGACAUGGUGGCAGCAGCAGCAGCCAUAGACUACCUCGCACCAUCGCACAUAGCAGCCUCGCCCCUCCCCAUGGCACGAGGAAUCAUCACCGGCGCUGCUCACGGCCCCCUGCCCUCCCCUGCCCCCGCCACUCUUGAGAUCCUGUGCCGGGCCAAUAUCCCCACUCCUCUAGGGGCCAAUAUCCCAACGUUUGCUGCAGGGUGUAAGGGCGAACUCGUCACCCCCACAGGCGCAGCCCUCCUUGCUGCCAUCACCCACACCUGGACUCCCUGGCCUGACUGCCGCCCUUGCCGAGCCUCGUACGGAGCUGGCACCAAGGUUCGGCAGGACCGACCCAACCUGCUACGUCUGGUGCUGGCAGACCCAAUGUGA